AUGGCUCUACUCCCGGCAUCUCGAGUAACACCAUCUCUUGUGUUCGAGACUACAGGGCUGGAUUACGCCGGGCCAGUCACCAUGAAGACUUUUCAGGGCAGAGGUGCAAAGUCCUUUAAGGGUUUGAUAGCAGUGUUCAUAUGCUUCUCUACCUCUGCCGUUCAUCUCGAAGUAGUCUCUGACUACUCCACCAAAGGAUUUCUCAAGGCAUUUCGACGGUUUACCAGCUGCAGGGGCAUUUUAAAAACGCUCAGAAGCGACUGUGGUACCAACUCCCAAGGAGCAAACAAGCAGCUUAAGGAGCUACUCUCAGCUGCAACGAAGGAAUCCCUCAAGAUCCAGAGACUUCUCGCUAAUGACGGCACUAAAUGGAUGUUCAAUCCUCCAGCAGCACCACAUAUGGGUGGAAAAUGGGAGGCGGCGGUGAAAUCAAUCAAGUAUCAUCUCAAACGAACCAUCUCGGAUACGUUGCUAACGUUCGAAGACUUCUCCACGUUCUUAGCUCAAGUUGAGGCGGUUCUCAACUCUAGACCUCUCAGCUCUCUCUCGGAAGACACUGAUGACAUCAGAGCAUUAACACUAGGGCAUUUCAUCAGAAGGAAAGCAUUAACAACUAUCCCCGAGCCUUCACUAAUAGACAUCUCAGAUUCCAGGUUAUCUCAUUUCCAGCGGAUUCAUGAGCGCUUCCAGCAAUUUUGGAAAAGGUGGUCGACGGAAUGCCUGCAAGCGCAUCAGACCACAUCCAAAUAG
Messenger RNA from Polistes canadensis, 750 nucleotides. RefSeq lists its product as uncharacterized. The coding region runs from base 1 to 750 and encodes 249 amino acids. Gene Ontology annotation, biological process: DNA integration. The transcript has a single exon. NCBI's taxonomy places the organism in Eukaryota, Metazoa, Arthropoda, Insecta, Hymenoptera, Vespidae. The record is from RefSeq and is a predicted model, not a curated record. Gene Ontology annotation, molecular function: nucleic acid binding.